AUGAGAUUUCCCCCGGAUUCUAUCUUGGGCCUUGAGCGUGAAGGUAGUAUCUCAGAGCUACCUUCAGGCUCUGGAAUAUCUCCCCAGGAGACUCCACCCGAGCCAACCACUUCUACUCUAUACAACGCAACAAGCAGUGGCCCUGUAUCCGAACGUGACGUUACAUCCUUCGUGGACCCUCGAACAUCUCUGGUCGAGGAUUAUCUCCGUCUUCUUGCUACACAAUCAAUCUUCAAGUAUACAGAUGACCCAACAGUCAUACUUCACAAACUAGUCAGGCAUCAAUCUCGGUUGCCGUAUUCUCCCUUCGACCCUGUGAAGACCUUUCUGAACAGCCCUUGUUUCGUCGACUACGUUAUGGAACAAGCUAUUAUUCAGUCUUUCCUUAAAGGUGAUGUAUAUCAAAACUUGCAACACGAUUUCUGGCUUGUGCCGCGAGAAAUGCAAGAGCGACGCAACGACUGGAUUCAUGUUUCUCUCAUGAGAGUAAUGAUCCUCCGUACCACAAGCGCUUUGCAUAUCCUUCAGGAUCUCGCACCUACGUUUUUACAAGUGGUGUAUUCCGACCCCACUCUCUGGUCGGAAAGUUGCAAUCCGGCAUACGUUCCAUUGACAAGUGUAUUGAACUCUGAGGCAACCGAGUUAGCGUUCUUCGUGCUUAUAGACUGCACCUGUGCGAUGGCCUUUGGCCUUCCUCAACAAAUUGAAUAUGACACAACCACCUACGUGCAGCCUAAUUACUCUCCAUCGCAUCAGUGGGCACAUAGUACCCCAAUCUAUUUUCAAGGAUUGCUUGCUGGUAUCAAUGCUUGUCGCGACAAAUCACCUGCUGCGCGCAACUGGAGGGAUAUAGAACUUGAACUUGUGAGAUGGGAAUCUCGGCCAGGCGAGCAUACAUUUACCGAGUCAUGGAUGAUGGUUGCAUGGUAUGCGGUGCAAGAAAGCUGGCGACUUGCGCUUCUAGCUUACCUCUACAUGGCCGUCUGUGAUGUAGCUUCAGAUGACCCACGAGUAGAAUCAAGCGUUAAGCAGCUACUCCAGGUGAUCGGUACAUAUUUAAUAGCUGGAAUAUGUGCACGUAAUGAGGUACAUCGUCGGUUGGUGCGGGAGAAACUGUUGGCUUCUCACGAGACUAAGCUAUGGAUUAUGCGAGCGUCGGACUUUGUCCCGGUUUUAGAGAAUCUAUGGCAUGGCGCCGCAGUCGGAGGUAGUCCAAUCAAAUGGAGCGAUUAUAUGCGCUCACGCCAGACAGUACUACCAGUUUGCUAA
Rhizoctonia solani is the source of this 1269-nucleotide messenger RNA. RefSeq names its product Fungal specific transcription factor domain. The transcript has 8 exons. NCBI's taxonomy places the organism in Eukaryota, Fungi, Basidiomycota, Agaricomycetes, Cantharellales, Ceratobasidiaceae. The record is from RefSeq and is a predicted model, not a curated record. The coding region runs from base 1 to 1269 and encodes 422 amino acids.